Lagopus muta (rock ptarmigan) is the source of this 5959-nucleotide messenger RNA. RefSeq names its product NME/NM23 nucleoside diphosphate kinase 6 (gene NME6). Bases 102 to 662 code for a protein of 186 amino acids. Gene Ontology annotation, molecular function: nucleoside diphosphate kinase activity. The transcript has 5 exons. The record is from RefSeq and is a predicted model, not a curated record. Gene Ontology annotation, biological process: GTP biosynthetic process; CTP biosynthetic process; UTP biosynthetic process. Lineage: Eukaryota; Metazoa; Chordata; Aves; Galliformes; Phasianidae.
GACACACACGGCGCCGUCGCGCCCUGACGACGUCACCACCCGCGCGCCGUCGCGCUGAGUGACGUCAUCACCCGCACGACGCCGCGUGAGAGGAGGGCGUCAUGGCGGCCGCGGCGUGCUCUAAGCGGCCCCUGCAGCUGACGCUGGCGCUGCUGAAGCCGGACGCCGUUGCCCACCCGCUGGUGCUGGAGGCCGUGCAUGAGACCAUCCUCAGCAACCGCCUCCUCAUCGUGCGCGCCAAGGAGCUGCGCUGCGGGCGGGAACAGAGCCGCCGCUUUUACCGGGAGCACGCGGGGCGAUUCUUCUACCAGCGGCUGGUGGAGUUCAUGGCCAGUGGCCCCAUGUGGGCUUAUAUCUUGGCCCAUGAGAAUGCCAUCUCCCUCUGGAGAUCCCUGAUGGGACCCACCAAAGUGUUCCGAGCUCGAAACUGUGUCCCAAACUCCAUCCGAGGAGCUUAUGGCCUCACUGACACCAGGAAUACCACCCAUGGUUCAGAUUCCCCAGUGUCAGCCAGCAGGGAAAUUGCCUUCUUCUUCCCAGAGUUCAAUGAACAGCUGUGGUACCAGCAGGAGGAGCCACGUCUGCGCUGUGGGCAGAUGUAUUACAAUGCAGAGAAGCGUGUCCACUGUGUGAUCAGGGGAGAAGAAACAGAGAUGACAUGAGUUACAUGGGAGUAUGGUCUGCUGAGCUGGCUUUAGCUGCUAGCCACACUGCUUGGGUCAGUCCCAUAACAAGACACAGGGUCAUGACGUGUCUUAAGGACUGUGGGGAAAGGGAAGGCAGAUGAGCAUCGUGCUGUGCUGCUCAGGACUGUGAUUUGUGCUGGGACACUCCUGAAACAACUUCUCCACUAGCAGUACUGAAAGUCAACACAGAGAUAAAGCCAUGCACUUCCCCAGCCCUCGUGUGCUUAUCUGUGUGUGAGCAGUGCAGGUGAACUCUGAGGACUUGGCAGCUAGGGGACGAUGAGCGUUGCUGAUAGUAGGCCUGUAUUCUUAUUGUUUGCUCUGUUCUCUCCUUCCCUUAUGAAGGGUUUAAUGGGAUUAAUAUGGAAAAAAAAUGCAGUGGUGAGCAGAGCAGUGGUAACUCUUCUGUUAUUGCUUUCCUGGAUCCAAGCUGGGAGGAAAGGUGGCCUUCAAACUCAUAUAAAAAUUCUUAUUGUAGGCACCUGCUGGAGGCACAGUUGGAAGUUGUUCUCAGUAGGAAAGCAGUUCCUUUUAGUCUGGGCUGACAACCCUAUGGCUGAUCUUCUAGCAGUGAUUGCAGAAAGUGUGGAGGAUCAUAAAUUGUUUGCUUUUAGCUUUUCUGGAACGCGGGGUUGGUGGCUCUGAUGGAACCCAAGAGUGGCUGUUAGAACUGCGAAUAUUGGGAGUGUGCAAUAAAGGCCAAAAGUCUGUGAUUCAGUGCAGGUACGCAGACACCACCAGAGUUCUGUCUGGAGCUCUUUACAUUCAGCCUCAUAACAGAACACCCAGUGGUGACUCAGAGACCAAAUUGCUUCUGGGUUUGCUGUGAGCUGAGGCACAGAGUUCCACAUCCUUUGCACAGUUGUGUUCCAAGUGUUUCAGCCAUCAGAUCGUUGGUGUGCUGGGGCACGAGGACUUGGGUUUGAGUUACUGUGGAAGUUCUGUGCUCACUUAUGUUCUCCCAUCUAAUACAUUUUGAGAUCUGCCCAUGCGUGAGUCCUUAAUCCAUUUCAACUGUCCCCUCGUAGUUUAUUCCAAUACUGAUGACUUUUAAGAAUCGAGGUACUGAGUGAACUUUCUUUCACGUAAUUCCAAAUGCACUGAAUCAGAGGAGGGACCCUGGGAAUCUACUUAGGGUGAGUUUGUUUGCCUGACUCCCCAUUCUGAUGUAAAGCACGAGCGUCAGUGAUGCUGAAGCUGUGCUGAUUGAGUCCCAAAUUAAUUAACACUCUGGUCUGUCACGGAUCCCAAACAAGUUGCUCUUUGAUUAGUUUAAGACCACUGUGCUUGAGAAAAUGUAAGUUGUCAAAGUGCUGCCACCCAGCUUCCUCAAUUCAGUACCCUUGUGUCGUUCUUUCCUUGCUGUUAUAGGAGAUUAAACACUGCCAUCAUUUUGUUUCGGGCACAGAUCAAAAGAAUCUGCUGAAUAUGUCUGCAUUUCUGCCUUGCUGCUUUUAUUUUCACCAGCAGUUCCCAAAGGUGGAUCUGUUGAUGACAUGAAUUUACCCACACCUGAAUUCUUGCUGUCAGUGAUGAUUGAUUCGUUGUUGGUUCCCCAGAUGCUGGAUGUUGUGUGCUUAUUUCUGGUAACUACUGAUCUUUACUAUUUCUCUCCAGCUCCCUUCUUUACAUCAUUUGCUUUUAUGACGUUAAUUGGGGAUGUCAUUACGUGGUAACUCUUUGUUCAUCUGAAAUGUUUCUUUUGCACAAUCCCUGAAACAAAACCUCGAAUUUCAAGUACUGAUCCUCCAUCUCAGUGCCACGUUUUCAGGUACUGUUACAGAUCCUGGUUGGCACUGCUUGGGUAAUUGUCACAUUAGUGCUGACAGGGAUAAGGAAUUGGUUGAAAGGCUGCAGACAGAGGCUGUGAUGAGUGGUUCUGUGUCCAGGUGAGGCUGGUAAGGAGUGCUGUCCCCCAGGGGUCUGCCUUGGGACCAGCAAUCUUUAACAUCUUCAUCAGUGACAUCAGCGAUGGAAUUGAGUGCAUCCUCAGCAGACACAUGGAUGGAGGGGCUGCCGUUCAGAGAGACCUCAGCAGACUUGAAAGGUGGGCCUGGGUGAACCUAAUGGGGGUCAACACAGCAGUGUGUGAGGUUUGGGAUUUGGGCCGGAGGAAUCCCAGGCACCCAUAAGACUGGAAGGAGCAGAACUUGAGAGCAGCCCUGCAAGAAGGACCUGGGGGUCCUGAUGGAUGAAAAGCUGAACAUGAGCCAGCAGUGUGACCUUGUAGCUCUGAAAGUAAAUGGGAUCCUGGGUUCCAUCAGCAGAGGGGUGGCAGCAGGGACAGGGAGGUGAUUGUCCCCCUCUGCUCUGCUCUUGUGAGGCCCCAUCUGCAGCACUGCAUCCAGGGCUGGGGGCCCCAAUACAAGAAGGACAGGGAGCUGUUGGAGAGGGUGCAGAGGAGCCACAGAGAUGAGCAGGGGGCUGCAGCACCGCCCUGCAAAGCCAGGCUGAGGGAGCUGGGCUGUUCAGCACGGAGAAGAGAAGCUGGGGGUGAGCUGAGUGCAGCUGCAGGAGCUGAAGGGAGCCUGCAGCCAGGAGGGGAGUCAACUGCUGGAAAGGGGAGAUGGCAGCAGGACAAGGGGAAAUGGCUGGAAGCUGAGGGAGGGCAGCUGGAGGUUGGAUGUCAGGGGGAAGUUGUGUGCUGUGAGAGCGGGGAGGGGCUGGAACAGCUGCCCAGAGAGGCUGUGAUGCCCCGUCCAUCCCUGGAGGUGUUGGAGGCCAGGUUGGAUGGGGCCCUGGGCAGCCUGGGCUGCUGUGCAAUGGGGAGGUUGGUGGCCCUGCGUGUGGCUGCAGGGUUGGAGCUUUGUGAGCCUUGAGGUCCCUUCCAACCCAAACCAUUCUGUGAUGAUUCUAUGACUGUUUGUCUUUGGUCCACCUCAGUCCCAUUUCCCCAAUCAAGGUGUUUGUUUUGCGAAACAGAAGAUGCUCUAAAAUUCAUCAGGAGAUCUAAUCCUGAAAUAAUUGGUGUUGGGUGCGAGAGGCAAUGUCAGGUGUGGAUUUUUAGCAUAAGGAAGCCCUUGCAUUUAGGAUGACAGCAGAUGUUCUCUAUUUCGGGUACUCUGCUAAAAGUCUUUUUUCCUCCUUGCUUGGAAGAGAGCAAAAUAAGCUUUUUUUGCUGCUUCUGCAGUGACAUCCAGCAUCUGUUCUGUGCACCAUCUGGUGCCGUUUGGUCCUCUGACGAUGAGUCACCAUUGGUUUUGUAACUUCAAAUGGUUUAAAUUCAAAACAGCUUCUCGUUCCAUUUCUCACCUUUCUCUCCCUCAUUCCCUCCCUCAUUGAUCUGUUCUUACAGAACAAAUGGAGAACAGAUUCCGUUCCCUCCUUCAGGAUUUUUGCUUGCUUUGUUUGAACUGCAGAUGCUGUGGCUUAACAAACAAAGGCAAAACUUCCAGAUGCUGGUUUAGCAUAACAUUACAGAUUCUGUUGCUGCAACAACAGCACAGUGGGGCAUUGGGAUUAAGGAAUGGGAGGAAGCAUUAGGCUGAGCCUGGGAAGGGGUUUCAUUGCUGUUCUUCAAAGCAGGUCAAGGAAUUGGUGAUGUCUGUUGGAUUUUGGUUUGCACAGCUUGCUGUCGCUCAGUCGUUCCAUACUGACCAUGCACUGUUCAGUUGUUCAGCUUUUUCCCCUUCUAACACUCAAAACCUUUGUGUGCACCUUUUCUUGGCUCAGAGUGUGGACACCCUGAAGACAGGAAGGCUGUUCUCCGCUUUCCAUUCCCCUUGCAUUGUGUGAUGAUGCAAUGGAUUGGUGCAAAUGCAAACAGUUUCAAAGUUAAGUUCUGAGCGAUGCACCCAACUUCUAACAGCUCCCUCCGGGCCUCGUUUACCCUCAUUUACUCAUUUACCCUGUGUCACACAGACACACAGGGCAGAAAAUUGGGGUGCUCUGGGCUUUCUGCCUGGCGCUGCCACCCCUGUGGAGGGAGCCCAGUGGGCAAGAAAACUUUUCUCUCCAAUUUGAACCUUCUAUUUAAAGCAUCUCAUUUAAAAGUGCAAUAAUUAGCUCCUGUGUCGGGCUUGGUGCCCUGGGCAAAAACCCCACAGGGUCUGUGCAGCGUGAGGAUGAGGGUGGUUGGGUCGCAGCUGUCCCAUAAUAAUCAGUGGGCAGGAGCUGCUUGCUGGUGGUGGGAGAGCCCUCCUCCCUUGUGCCUUUCUAAGCAGAAGCUGCCCAGGAAGGAACGCUGCCCCUGGGCUGGUGCUGGGGUUCUGUGCAGGGGUUACAUGGGCCCCAAACCCUGCACUGAGGGGCCACGUUGUGUGGUCUGAUGCAUUGUGCCUGCUCUUAACCCAACAUAACAUGCAUAAAUCAAGUCAGCUUUGGCCCAUUUUAGAGCUGGAUCAACCAUUGCCGCCCUUUUUUCCUGCAAUACGAGUACCAGCAGUGAAUCAAACAGAAUGAAGGUGCAACAAAUGAAGUCCCUUCGCUGCUACAGAGCAGCAUGAGGCACUGCUGUUUUCUUUUCAGCCAAAAAUCAGUCAUUUUAGAGAAAAGUGUUCCAUUAGUGCUUUCACAGGAUGAGGCAUUUGUUCUGCCUUGGGCAGUGCAAGCUGGAAAUACCAGCUCUCUCCUAUCCUUGCUUCUGGGCUGGCCUAGAUAACAAGGAGCUCCAGGCAACUCCUCUGCAAAAUCACAUCUUGAAGGAAACUCCUCGGAGGAAAGCAAUGAGGAAAAAUGUGAAAUGCUGUUCUGACAAAACCCAAUGGAAUUUAACUGUAGAGAUCAGACUCGUACUGGUGGAAAGGAGAUGCUUGUCCAGGCCCUGCCCAGGACACAGUUGAGGCUGCAGGAAGAGUCACAGAAUUGUAGGGGUUGGAAGGGACCUCCAGAGAUCAUGGAGUCCAACCCCCUGCCAAAGCAGGUUCCCUACACCAGGUUGUCCAUGGCCUGUGGGUGUGGAGCCAGCACUGGAGUGCUGGCACCCAGGGCUCAGGGUGGUUGAGGCAUUUGGACAGGCUGUGGGGGCUGGUGCUGCCUCCAGCAAAACCACCCAGUCCUCAUCGGGAGAAAUUCCUCCUGUGGUGCUGCCAGCUCCAACCAUCAGACAGGGACAGAGCACACCAAGGGCUCAGGAUCCCGCUCCCACGUUCCAGGCUCUGCUGUGCUCACCUGGGGUGCAAAUGGGCUGGCAGAAAUUCAAGGGGAGAGCUGCAUCUUCCUGCAGGAGCAUCUGGUGUUUGGGGUGGGAGCACAGCGUGCCUGGCCUCCUGCAGAACAGAGGGUGGUACAACGCACCCCAAAACACUGGGGCGACAGGAGGGGCACCGAGGUGA